Molecule: messenger RNA, 609 nt
Organism: Puma concolor (puma)
Lineage: Eukaryota; Metazoa; Chordata; Mammalia; Carnivora; Felidae
Gene: ASF1B
Product: anti-silencing function 1B histone chaperone
Biological process (GO): DNA replication-dependent chromatin assembly
Cellular component (GO): nucleus; chromatin
Molecular function (GO): histone binding
Source: RefSeq, a predicted model, not a curated record
AUGGCCAAGGUUUCUGUGCUGAACGUGGCGGUGCUGGAGAAUCCGAGCCCUUUCCACAGCCCCUUCCGGUUCGAGAUCAGCUUCGAGUGCAGUGAGGCCCUGGCGGACGACCUAGAGUGGAAGAUCAUUUAUGUUGGCUCAGCGGAGAGUGAGGAGUUUGAUCAAAUCCUAGACUCCGUGCUGGUUGGGCCUGUUCCAGCAGGGAGACACAUGUUCAUCUUUCAGGCUGACGCCCCCAACCCAUCCCUCAUCCCCGAGACCGAUGCCGUGGGUGUGACCGUGGUCCUCAUCACCUGCACGUACCACGGACAGGAGUUCAUCCGUGUGGGCUACUAUGUCAACAACGAAUACCCCAAUCCCGAGCUGCGGGAGAACCCACCCCUGAAGCCAGACUUCUCUCAGCUCCAGAGGAACAUCUUGGCCUCGAACCCCCGCGUGACCCGCUUCCACAUCAACUGGGACAACAACAUGGACAGUCUAGAAGCCAUAGAGAACCAGGACCCUGCCCUGGGCUGUGGCCUCCCCCUCAGCUGUGCUCCCAUCAAGGGCUUGGGUCUCCCUGGCUGCAUUCCUGGCCUCCUCCCCGAGAAUUCCAUGGACUGCAUCUAA